GACACGGUCAUCUCCGACCCAAGCAUGACGAUUCCGGUACACGUCACAUCAGCACUUCCCUCAUCUCUUACUCAACAUCACCAUGGCUACGCUCUUGAAUCUAGACGCCAAUGUUGAGCAUAAGACGGGCGCGGACCGCCCGCGCGUCGGCAAGUUCCGGAAGCCGAACCCGCCCACAUUCUCCAGUGAAGAGCAGCGCGCCCGGUACCAGAAGGGUCGGCUGGCUAUCGCGGCGCGCAUCUUCGAUGAUCAAGGAUGGGGCAUUGGGUGCUCGGGCGGUCUCUCCGCGCGUGACGCGGUUGAUCCCGAUCUUGUGUGGGUGCUGCCGCGCCGCAAGCCGUUGUGCUCCAUCGUGAGCGCCGACCUCAUAGGCGUCAACCUCGAGGGUAACAUCGUUGUGCCCAGCGAAACGCUGCGCGAGUAUGACCCCGAAUACGUGCCCCUUCACCUCGCAAUCUAUCGCGCGCGGCGUGAUGUGAAUGGUAUCGUGUCGGGCCACACACCGCAUGGACGCACGUUCUCGGCACGUGGUGAGACCAUCCGCAUGCUCUGGCAGGACUCGUGCUUCUUUUCAGGCCGGGUACCCGUCCUACCUUUCCUUGCUGGCGUGAAUGUCGCCAAGAAUCCCGAGGGUGUGACGAGCAGUCUUGGUGACGGCAAAGGCCUGAUCAUGCAGAAUCGGGGCCUUCUGAUGACGGCUGCGACAAUCGAAGGCGCCAUCGCGACGUACAUCCGCCUAGAGAAUCUGUGCGGGAAUCAGUUGCUUGUCGAGGCCGCCGUCAAGGGGCGCGGGGGCAAGAUGAUUGAGGUCGGCGAAGAUGAAGUCAAGUUCACAGUGCAGAACGUUGGGAGUGAGCACCACGCAUGGAUGAUGGGUAUGCCGUACUAUGCCCGUUGGGAUAAGCGCACAGGGGGCGCGCUCGUGAUAUAGAAGGAUGAAGUGGUCGGCAGUCAGCAAUGAGAGCAGGCGGGAUCGGACGCCCACAUUCGCUGAUAGUUCCCAAUAUGACAUCUUCAC
Messenger RNA from Cutaneotrichosporon oleaginosum, 1018 nucleotides. RefSeq lists its product as uncharacterized. Lineage: Eukaryota; Fungi; Basidiomycota; Tremellomycetes; Trichosporonales; Trichosporonaceae. Gene Ontology annotation, cellular component: cytoskeleton. Gene Ontology annotation, molecular function: actin filament binding. The record is from RefSeq and is a predicted model, not a curated record.